Molecule: messenger RNA, 1482 nt
Organism: Pleurotus ostreatus (oyster mushroom)
Lineage: Eukaryota; Fungi; Basidiomycota; Agaricomycetes; Agaricales; Pleurotaceae
Exons: 11
Coding region: 1-1482 (493 amino acids)
Biological process (GO): transmembrane transport
Cellular component (GO): plasma membrane
Molecular function (GO): transmembrane transporter activity
Source: RefSeq, a predicted model, not a curated record
AUGGACAAACUCGACGAAAGAGAAUCGGGGGUCUCGGUCGAAGCAGCUAGUAAGAACGUCCUCUCGACUUUGGCGCAAAGACUACGCCGAUGGGGCGUGGAAACCAGGGGGAUCCGGCCUAUACCAGUGGAUGAACGCACCGACACUCGAUAUAACCGGAUAUUCUUCAUCUGGCUCAGUUCGAAUUUCAACAUCCUCAGUUUUAGCGUCGGGGCUGUUUUUCCUUCAUACGGACUGAGGUUUAAGGACGCAUGCGCGAUCAUAAUGUGCUUCAAUCUGUUCUUUACCAUCUUCCCUGCAUAUUUAUGUACGUGGGGACCGAAACUUGGCCUUAGGCAAAUGGUCCAAGGACGUUACACCUUUGGAUACUUCGGUGUAAUCCUUCCUUGCCUAUUAAACAUGAUGACGGUAUCGGGCUACGCUGCCUUGACUUGCAUAGUGGGUGGCCAGGCUUUAUCAGCAGUCGGUGGUGGGGGCAUCGGUUUAACCAUCGGCAUUGUAAUCGUCGGUGUUGCUUCUCUAGUUCUAUCAUUCUGCGGCUACAAAGUAUUAAGCUGGUUCGACCAACUUGCAUGGAUGCCUGUCUUCAUUGUCUGUCUCGUCAUGAUAGGAAUAGGCGCGAAACACAUCCGUAUUAACGAUGGAUCUGGACCAGCACCCGCUUUGUCAUCCGUGUUCAACUACGGCUUGCUGGCUGGAGCUGCGAUAUCGUGGUCCGCCGCAAGCUCCGACUUCACGAGCCAUUUCCCUCCGAGUGCCCCAAGCCAAAGACUAUUCUUAUAUGCUUACCUCGGAAUCAUCAUCCCCACGACCGGUAUGUCGAUUCUAGGUGCAGCAUUUGGUGCCGGUGUUGCCAAUGUUCCAUCGUGGCAAGAAGGCUUCGCAGACGCGAAUGUUGGCGGCUUCAUUGCCGCGAUUCUUGAACCCGCAGGAAACUUUGGGAAAUUCCUUAUAGUCUUGCUGGCCCUCGGGGUGAUAGCCAAUAUUGCGAUGAACUUCUAUUGUUUCUGUGUAAACGUUGAGGUCUUUCUGCCCAUCCUGCUCAAUACGCCGAGAUAUAUAUUCUCCCUGGUCGCCGCAGCCAUUGUCAUACCUGUCGCCAUAGUGGGCUCGAGGUCUUUCUCUGAUACACUCGGAAACUUCCUGGGUGUAAUCGCCUACUGGAGUGGCCCAUUCGCCGCCAUUCUCUCGACAGAGCAUCUUCUGUUUAGGCGCGGGAGGCAAGAAAACUACGAUAUCGACAAGUGGAACUCUCCUUCUCAACUACCAAUCGGCUUGGCUGCACUGGCCGCCGGUGCUAUUGGUACAAUGAUGGGUAUCUUAUGCAUGAACCAAGCUUGGUUUGUCGGUCCGAUAGCAAAAACCACGGGCGAUAUAGGGUUGGAAAUGUCUCUUGCUACGGCGUUUGUUAUGUAUAUCCCAUUUCGGUCGUUGGAGAUUUAUUUGUGGAGAGACAUACAGAUGCCCUCCUUGUCUCGCUAA